Molecule: messenger RNA, 3073 nt
Organism: Electrophorus electricus (electric eel)
Lineage: Eukaryota; Metazoa; Chordata; Actinopteri; Gymnotiformes; Gymnotidae
Gene: tmc7
Product: transmembrane channel like 7
Cellular component (GO): plasma membrane
Molecular function (GO): mechanosensitive monoatomic ion channel activity
Source: RefSeq, a predicted model, not a curated record
GCACGCGCAGUUUAGACUACUUGCUUCGGAUGUUCAGGAAUGUGGCUACGUUAGCUAGCCUGUUAUGGAUCAACCACAACAAACAUCUGUUCCGUUUGAAAUUAUUUAACUAAGAAAGCGACCGUUUGGUCACGUUAUAUAGUCAACAUUACAAAUGGACAACGUUGAUGGGGCAUUCCUCUCCAGACGGGUUGUUGCUGUCAAUAACCCUCUGCUGGACCAGCUCCCCAGCUACCAGACCCUGCUCUACCGCAGGAAGUCAUCAGGCAGCAGCAGCACAAAGCGUCGGCGUGUCUCCCGAGGGCGCUAUGGCUCCACCAGCAGUGGGGGCGGGACCCAGGACGUGAGAGGCAAGUGUGCAUAUGGGAGGACACAGGAUGGGCCUUCCCGCAGUACUACUGAGCACAGACUCGCCCGGGAACUGCCCUUGAACAUGGCGGAGAAACGCAGACACAAGUUGCAACUCUACCGUGAUCUGUCUGGCUGGAAACAGUGGCGUUCAAGUGCAGGGCACUACCUGAAGAGGAUGAGAGAGGAGGGCUCUGUGGUGUUCAGUAGCAUGCAGCUCUGGAGAACAGAUAUCCACCUCAUAGAGGGCAUGUUCGGGACGGGGAUUCUCUCAUAUUUCUCCUUCCUGCGUUUCCUGGUCCUGCUGAACUUCAUGAUGUUUCUGCUCAUCUUCAGCUUUGUGAUCCUACCAGUCAUCGUGGCGAAACGCACGUCUUCCAACCUCACUGUCACCAGUGGAGAAGAGAUAGAAUGCAGUGUGUAUCCUCCCAGAUCUCGACAGGGCCUGGUGGUCUUUCACCAGUACAUUACUGACCUGCUGUCUGGAACGGGAUUCCUGGAGCAGACCUACCUGUUCUAUGGGUCCUAUAUGGUGGAGUCCAUCCAGUUCCCCUCAUUCAGCUACAGUGUGCCGAUAGCUUACUUGCUCUGCACCAUUGCCUACCUACUCCUGAGCCUCCUCUGGAUCGUUAAGAGAUCAGUGACUGGUUUUAAGCGGAAGCUUAUUCGGGAUGAAGACCGUUUCCAGAGUUUCUGUAAUAAGAUCUUUGCUGCCUGGGACUGCUGUAUCACUAAUGAGAACGCCGCCCGACUGAAACACAAAAGUCUCCUUUAUGAGCUCAAGACUGAUCUGGAGGAGGAGAGGAUCAGACAGAAAAUAGCUGAGCGCUCCCGUCAGGAGAAGUGUCGUAUCUACACACUCAGAUUCACUCUCAACCUCUUUGUCAUCUGUGUGUUGGCCGCCUGCUUUUACGCCAUCUACAUCGCCACAAUCUUCUCACAGCAAAUACAGGCACAGGCGUCUCAGCAGUACACCUUUAUUGUGGCAUUGAUAUUUGAGUAUCUGCCCUCCAUCGUUAUCACAAUGGCCAACUUCAUCACUCCGAUCAUCUUCACUAUCAUCAUCAGCUUUGAGGACUACUCUCCUGCCUUCGAGAUCCGCUUCACACUCCUGAGGUGUGUUUUCAUGCGAUUGGCCAGUAUUGGGGUCCUGCUCUUUUCUCUGUGGUCCCAGAUUAGAUGCCCUGAAACAGAUUGUCCCUGUGGAUACAACAAAAAGCUUUACCCUUGCUGGGAGACGCAUGUCGGGCAGGAGAUGUACAAGCUGUUGAUCUUUGAUUUUCUCAUCAUCGGAGCGGUCACACUUUUCGUGGAGUUUCCCCGAAAGAUUCUAGUGAAUCACUGUGACUAUGCGCUGGUGAAGUGGCUGGGUCAGCAGGAGUUUGCCAUCCCUCACAACGUCCUGGAGAUCAUCUACGGCCAAACCAUCUGCUGGAUUGGGGCUUUCUACUGCCCCCUGCUGCCCGCCAUCAACACCAUCAAAUACUACUUAGUAUUUUAUAUCAAGAAGGUGACUCUGGUGAAUAACUGUCGCCCUGCUUCACGCCCAUUCAGGGCAAGCAGCUCCACAUUCUUCUUCCUGGCAGUACUGCUGAUCGGCCUAGUACUGGCUACUGUGCCCAUUAUAGUGAGCAUGACUCAGAUUCGGAGCUCUGGUUCAUGUGGGCCAUUUGUGAACUACAACACGUCGUGGGCAGUGGUUCCACAGACUGUGUCACUGCUACAUCCACAUUUACGCUCCUUCCUCACCACGCUCUCCUCUGAGGCUUUCGCUGUGUCCUUCUUCGUCAUCACCUGUAUGGCAAUGUUAUAUGUCAUAGCAUUGGCUGGAGCUUAUAAACGUGUGAUAAAUCAGCUGAGAGAUCAGCUUGUCAUGGAGGGACGCGAUAAGCGUUUUCUCAUUCAGAAGCUGUGUCAGGCCCAGGCAAACUCAUCCAGUCGGUUGGUGCAGGGUUACCACGGGAACAGAAGACAUGGCAGUACCGGGGUGUACAUGGUUCAGGUGCCCACUUAGGUGAAGACUCAGGCAUAGAGGUACUCUCAUGGGUGUGGGUUAUUAAGGUGCUCUUGGGUUAUUGGUUUGCUUCAUGAUUAACUUAUUGAUCAAACUUGUGGAGAGAUCUCUUACUGGUUAAAAAGUUAAAAUCUUCAGUAUAACUGUUAAAAGGAAAGAGUUCAAUGCAUUUUUAUUUUCUAUUUAUAUUUCAUCUGAGUUUACCAGAAAGAAAACCUGAAAUUCUUGAACAGCAGGCAGACAGUACACUUCCCCUGAGUGUUCACAUGUACUGGAGCACACUUCCCCCGAAUGUUACAUUCUCACACACACUCACGUGCACAUAUAUAUGUACACAUACACACACAGAUAGGCACUCAUGCACCCCCCCCCUCCACAUUUGUAUAUAAACCUGCAUGCACACACAACACUAACCACCAGGUUGGAUAAUAACCCCAAGGGUACCUCAGACAUUGUAUACCAUAAACCACACAACUAUAAUAAAAGACCUGGAUGAAACAUUUGACAACAAAAGAUAUAACUAGGCAACUUUAACUAACUCUCCAAUCCUGUAACAUUACUGAAACUGUUGCUCAUGAUCAUUCCUGUCACGGAUUGCCUGUUUUGUAAUUUGUCUUUUUGCUAUAUUUUUAAGUAUUUAAAUUGUAUUGUUGAAAUCAAACAAUCUGUAAUGGAACCGUUUAGGUGUGGGUAUUAAACAACUAUACAGUA